Molecule: messenger RNA, 1015 nt
Organism: Triticum dicoccoides
Lineage: Eukaryota; Viridiplantae; Streptophyta; Magnoliopsida; Poales; Poaceae
Product: nascent polypeptide-associated complex subunit alpha-like protein 1
Exons: 4
Coding region: 124-723 (199 amino acids)
Cellular component (GO): nascent polypeptide-associated complex
Source: RefSeq, a predicted model, not a curated record
AAAGAGACUCUCUUCCUCGCUUCCCCUCUCCUCUGUUCGCUCCCCCAAAUCCCUCCUAGGGUUUUACAAUCCCCUCCGGCCUCCGCCAAGGUUCGCCCGCGCGCCCGUCCUCGCCCCACCACCAUGACGGUCGCCGAGCUUCUCCGCGCCCAGCUCGAGGAGCAGAGGAUCGAGGGAGAUGAGCCUAUCCUUGAGGAGGAGGAUGACGAUGAUGAAGACGAUGACGAGGAUGAGGAUGAAAAAGAUGACGAUCGCGUUGAGGGUGGUGAUGCUGGUGGAAGUUCUAGGCAGAGUAGGAGUGAGAAGAAGAGCAGAAAAGCCAUGGAGAAGCUUGACAUGAAGGCCAUUACUGGUGUGAGCCGUGUAACUAUCAAGAAGAGCAAGAACGUUGUGUAUGUCCUCUCCAAGCCAGACGUCUUCAAGAGCUCGCAGUCAGACACCUACGUCAUGUUCGGGGAGAUCAAGGUCGAGGACCCGAGCACUGAGCUGCAGACACAAGCGGCGGAACAGUUCAAGGCACCAGGCCUGAGCAGUGUGGUCUCAAAGGGCGAGCCGUCCGUGGCAGCAGCCCAGGACGAUGAGGAGGUCGACGACACUGAUGUUGACAAGAAGGACGUCGAGCUCGUGAUGAGGCAGGCCUCCGUGUCGAGAUCCAGGGCCGUGAAGGCACUCAAGGCUGCGGAUGGCGACAUUGUCAGUGCUAUCAUGGAGUUGACUAACUAGGUGCUAGAAGGUGGAAUUGUGUCUUGAUAACAGGGUGUGGGAUCGCAGAGCAGUUUUUGGUCAUGUCAUCUUUAAACUUGAAUGUUGCAGUCGCGGGAUUGGUAGCUCUGUUUCUCUGUUCACCAAACUAGUACUCUCAUGUAGGUUCCCUAGGAGUUUUAACAUGCGAGGAUCAGCAAACUGCAUGCUCUUUUAGGUAAUAUCUGUCAUUCGAGUUAGCUUUUACUAGAUUCGGUUAAACAGUUUGCCUUGCCACAUGGACCACAAUAAUCAUUCAGUUUUGCUGCCGCGA